Messenger RNA from Oenanthe melanoleuca, 2297 nucleotides. RefSeq names its product V-set pre-B cell surrogate light chain 3 (gene VPREB3). Gene Ontology annotation, biological process: immune response; immunoglobulin production. The record is from RefSeq and is a predicted model, not a curated record. Bases 1361 to 1738 code for a protein of 125 amino acids. Lineage: Eukaryota; Metazoa; Chordata; Aves; Passeriformes; Muscicapidae. The transcript is spliced from 2 exons.
CGAGCCUCCUGCAGGGGGAGAGAAGGGAGGGAGAGCAAGGGCUGAGCUAAACAACAGCCUGCUCCGUGUGGUCUCAGGUGCUCUGAAUUUCAGACUUUUUGUAGUCUCGUGGUAUUUCCUGCUCCAUUCCCCCCCUCAUUUCUCCUGCAGCUCAUCUGGGCUGUGGUGGUGCCACAUCUUCUCCCCCUGCUCAGAGCCUGGGACAAGGCAGGCUCAUGUUCAUCUUGCCACCACUUUGCAGAAUUUUGGGAGUGCUGGUGGACAACAGCUGGAGCUGCACCUGCAGUGUGCUCAUACCUCCAAGAGCUCAGGGGCCUGGCUGCAUGAAACACAAGCUACUGAUACCUGCAGGGCCAAACUUGCAAACAUCUUUGGCUUGGGGCCUCUGUGGGUGCUGCAGAGGGGAGGGAGUGGCUGUCCCUCCAUGGUGAUGAGGUGGCACUGGCAGGGCUGAGCAGGAGGCACAUGAGAGGAGCCUGCUGCCCUCAGUGCUGAGGACAGCCUGUGGCCGUGUGACACAGUGUCCCAGGUGUCACAGGCAGGAGUGGCUUCAUGCCCACUGAGCUGGUGGCUGUAACGGCUUCUGUCCUUCCGCAGCAGCUGUGCUGCAGCCACCUCUGCCCUGCCCUGGGGACACACCUCAGCAGCCACCUCUGCCCUGCCCGGGGGACACACCUCAGCAGCCACCCCUGCCCUGCCCUGGGGACACACCUCAGCAGCCACCCCUGCCCUGCCCUGGGGACACACCUCAGCAGCCACCUCUGCCCUGCCCGGGGGACACACCUCAGCAGCCACCUCUGCCCUGCCCGGGGGACACACCUCAGCAGCCACCACCACGGCUGCCCCUGGACGCUGCUCCAUGGCUGCUGCAAGCUGUGCUGAGACCCUGCCAAGGCAUUCCUGUCCCAGUGAUGGAGCUGCACAAAGGGAGCACCACCUUUCCUGAUGUUGCUUCUGUGACAGGACAGCUGCCUGCCAUCUUCUGUUCUUCUUGGUGGCCCCCAGUGUUGGCAUGGUGUGGCUCAGGCUCCUGGCCUCCUGCAUGCCUGGGAAACCUCUCUGCUCCUCCCAUCAGCAAAGAGAGAUGAUCAGUGAUGCCACCCCAGUGCCCAGGGUAUGGGUUGGUGGGAUGGGCUGUGGCUGUGUUGGUGCAGCUGAAGGAAAUGGGCUGGGGUGAAGGUGGGUGGCUCCCAGCCUGUCCCUGAAGCCCAGCUGCAGCAGAGUGAGCAGCCCUGGGGAGCUGAGUCCCUGAGCCCCCUGUGUCAUUUACAUACACUCCACCAGUGCUGAGGCACAGCACCCAGGGUUUGUGCAGCACCCCAGAGCCUCUGAAACAGCCUCCUUCCCUCUGCCUCCUGCCAUGGCCCUGGGCUUCACACUCCUGCUCCUGGUGGGGAUGCUGGGCACAGCUUCCAGGGCUCAGCCCGUGCUGACCCAGCCCCAGUCCGUGUCCGUGCUGCCCGGGCAGAGCGCUCGGCUGCCGUGCACCCUGAGCCCCCCGUACAACAUCAGCCACUUCGGCAUCUCCUGGUACCGGCAGCGCCCGGGCCGCUCCCUCAGCUACCUGCUCUAUUACAACUCCGAGCGAGACAAGCACAAGGCUGCCAGGACUCCCGACCGCUUCUCGGCCACCAAAGACCUGGCCAGCAACGCCUGCAUCCUCACCAUCGCCUCUGCCUGCCAGGACGACAACGGCACCUACUACUGCUCCCUGGCACCUGCCUUCACCUGGCUCUGAGACGGGGGACUGGAGCUUUGGGCGCUUUCUUUGGCAGCAGGGCGAGCAGCAGCCCUGGGCGGGUGGAGAAAAUCCAUCUCUGCGUGCUUGGGCAGCGCUGCCUUGUGCUGGGAAGUGCAGCACCCUCUGUCCCCAGGCAUUUGUCCCCUCCAUGGGGCACUAGAGAGGGCUCGGCCGGCACCUGGCACGGGGCGGCCUAGACCUGGCUGGGGCUCCUGCACAGCUUGGCUCACCCGGUAAUAAAUAAACCUUCACCCCGCGGCUCGUGUCGUGUGUACCUGGGCGGGGGGGCUGUGACCCUGGGGCAGCCCCGGUGGCCCCGCACCGCUCCCGCGGGCUCAGGGCCAGCCGUACCGGGCAGACGGAGCGAGGGAGGCUCGUCCCACAGAACCCCCUCAGAACCGCCGCUGUGGCCGCACUGCGCAUGCGCAGCUCGGCGCGCGCAGCAGCCGUUAGGAGCCAACGGCGAGGGUUGAUGUCACGUGAGGGGCACCCCGCGCUACCAUUGGCUCGGGGGGAGGCAAAACCCGUGCGUCACUUCCGGGUUCCCUCAGUGCGC